AUGGAAGAAAUGUUUCAGUCUAUUCAACCUGAUAUUAGUGGAUCUUCUGAUAUUCGCGGUUCUAACUUUCCUGAGAAGAAUGUUGAUAAACAGUUUCAAGAUUCACAAAAUUGUGCAUCACACCAAGAGCAGCAGAUGUCAGUCUUUUCGGGGUUUGAGUUUGGUGAGCAGCAGAUGUCAGUCUUUUCAGGGUUUGAGAGAUUCGCGGAGUUAUGCUUCAGCAGUAACCCUUCUCCCUUUCAAUUAAGUCAAGAAGAGCAUGAAAAACUUAGAAACAUCCACUCGGAGGUUUUGGAAUUAGUAGCACCCGAAGAGGAUGAAUCUUCUCCGUCUUCUUUAUCCCCAUUCCGAAUUCUAAGCAGCUCCAGAAGCAACUUUAAAGGACAGAAUCCUGUGGAAGUCAAGGUGUCAGGAUCUGAUGUUUCAUGGCCUAAAGUGAGUAGUCAAUCAGUCAAUGAAAUCAUUCGGUUGGCAGGGGAAAAUAUCAUUCAGUCAAGAUCCGUUAAAGUUGAUGAUCACGUAGAGCCUAGUCAAGGCCCUUCUGAUGAGAAGAGUGAAGAUGUAGUCAUUGUACAGCAUCUUUUAUCUUCAGCUGAGAAACUAGGAGAACAACAGUUUGAGUGUGCAAGCGAACUCCUAAGUUAUUGUAACGGAUACUCCUCCAAUAAAGGAAAGCCUCUUCAGAGAUUAGUGUACUACUUCUCUGCAGCUCUUCGUGAGAGAAUUGACCUAGAAAUGGGAUUAGCCACCUCAAAGACGAUAUCAUCUGAGCUAGAGGAAGCUAUGAGAAAAUCAAGUUCCAUCAACGUUUCACUUCACCAACGAAUACCCUUCUGUCAAAUUAUGCAGUUCACCGCUAUGCAAGCAAUAAUAGAAAAUGUGGCUCAAGCAAAAAAAAUCCAUUUAAUUGAUCUUGAUAUUAAAUUUGGAACACAGUGCUCAAUUCUCAUACAGGAUCUUGCAAGCCGGCUUACAUGUCGUGUUGAGCACCUAAAGAUUACUGCAGUCCGGACCAAAUCAAACAUGAUACCAGCCGAGACAGGUAAGCAACUGAUGAGUUUUGCCAAGUCCAUUAAUUUGUCAUUUUCUUUCCAUGAAGUUACAGUGGCUGAUAUGCUAGAUCUUACUGAAGAUCUUUUUGAGUUGGACCCUGAUGAAGCUACUGCAGUGUAUUCACCAUUCUUUUUGUGGACCAUGAUCGGACAGCAAGAUAGGCUUGAAUGUUUAAUGAGAGUGAUUAGAAAUAUUAAUCCUUGUGUAAUGAUUGUCAUAGAAAAUGAGGUAAACCACAAUUCACCCAUGUUUGUGAAUCGUUUUGUUGAGGCCCUUUUUUUCUUUGGUGCACAUUUUGAUUGCUUUGGUGAGUGCAUCCAUCCCGAUGACCCAAACAGAUUCGCUGUAGAAUUCUUGUUAAGCCUUGGUAUACAGAACAUAGUAGCUGCAGAGGGAAAGGAAAGGACAGUUCGACAAGUGAAGAACAACGUCUGGAUCUCUUUUUUUACGCAGUUUGAAAUGGUGCAGAAGGAACUGAGCACAUCGUCCUUGUAUCAAGCGAGAUUGGUGGCUAAGAACUUCAAUUGUGAGACUUCCUGCUCACUAGACAUGGAUGGGAAAAGUCUGAUAAUUGGCUGGAAAGGAACAUCUGUUUACUCUCUUUCUGCUUGGGAAUUCUUAUGA
Messenger RNA from Daucus carota subsp. sativus, 1677 nucleotides. Its product is annotated as GRAS family protein RAM1. The record is from RefSeq and is a predicted model, not a curated record. Gene Ontology annotation, biological process: regulation of DNA-templated transcription. Gene Ontology annotation, molecular function: sequence-specific DNA binding; DNA-binding transcription factor activity. NCBI's taxonomy places the organism in Eukaryota, Viridiplantae, Streptophyta, Magnoliopsida, Apiales, Apiaceae. Bases 1 to 1677 code for a protein of 558 amino acids. Gene Ontology annotation, cellular component: nucleus. The transcript has a single exon.